This is a messenger RNA of Phragmites australis (common reed), 1451 nucleotides long. RefSeq names its product nuclear pore complex protein NUP35-like. Gene Ontology annotation, molecular function: structural constituent of nuclear pore; single-stranded DNA binding; phospholipid binding. The record is from RefSeq and is a predicted model, not a curated record. The transcript is spliced from 3 exons. The coding region runs from base 85 to 1053 and encodes 322 amino acids. NCBI's taxonomy places the organism in Eukaryota, Viridiplantae, Streptophyta, Magnoliopsida, Poales, Poaceae. Gene Ontology annotation, cellular component: nuclear pore central transport channel; nuclear membrane; nuclear pore nuclear basket. Gene Ontology annotation, biological process: nuclear pore organization; NLS-bearing protein import into nucleus; regulation of DNA-templated transcription.
AAAAACUCCUUCACACAAUCCUUUCUACCCCUCUCUCUAGGGUUUCUCUCUCCGCCGCUUCCGCUCCUCCUCCUCGCCGCCGCGAUGAGCGCCGCAAGGCCGGACCACCGGCGCCACCACCCGCCGUUCCUCCGCGACCUCUCCUCCCCACUAUCAUCGUCGUUGCGCCUGCCCCCUGCCUCCCUCCGGCGCGAGACCCAGGCCUCCACUCCGCCGCCACCUCCCCCGCUGCUCUCCCUCGAUGACCUCUCUCACCUCUCCCCCUCCCCGCAGCCGGCCACCUCUCCGCAGGCGACGAUGACCCCCUCGCCUCCGCCCCCGCGCGCUGGUCUCUUCUCCCCGCUGAGGUCCAAUGGCUCGCCCGCCCCCGCGGCGUGGUGGUCCUCCUCGAGGGAGGAGAGGCCCAGGGAGAGAUCGCCUAUGGAUGGCGUCCUGCAGCACCAGCAGCAGCAGUCCCCGACGACGCCGUCGGGGCAGCAGUCACAGCAGCAGCAGAAGGUGGCGCUGAUCACGCUGCCGCCGCCUAGGGAGGUGGCGCGGCCGGAGAUGCCGAGGGACUCGGCGCCUGCUGCUGGCCGGGUCGACGAGGAGGAGUGGGUCACCGUUUUUGGAUUUUCUCCUGGUGAUACAAACUUGGUGCUGCGAGAAUUUGAGAAAUGUGGGAUAGUCCUGAGACAUGUUCCUGGUCCAAGGGAUGCGAACUGGAUGCAUAUCUUGUAUCAGAGCCGGCUUGAUGCACAGAAAGCACUGGCGAAACAUGGUCAGCAGUUAAACAGUGUUCUAAUUAUUGGGGUGAAGCCAGUGGACCCAUGGCAGCGACAGUAUCUGAAUGAGAACACCAACGAGAAUUAUCAGGGCAGUGCAACAGUCCCAUUUCCAUCACAGCCUGUAGCACCAAGCGGCUUUGCGACAAGGAACGGGCUAGCGCCGUUGCCUAGCAACGCUAUGCCAAAUGGCAGCUGCAAUGAGAGCAGCCGUAGUGCUUCUGGGGCCAUUGCUUCACCUGCAAAGUCAGUUUUGUCCAAAGUUAUGGACUUGAUGUUUGGCCUGUAAGUCAAAUGGUGGUAAUUUUAUUUGGACACUUAAGGAAAAAUGAGGAUCACCUUGCAGAUUGUGUAUGGGACGCAUGGGUAGUGCCAUACUGGUAUUUAAACCGGAGCCUUUCUUCACGGUGACACCAUCCUGUACGGCUGUAUCUGUUCCUGUUGUGAUGCUUUGGAUCCAGUUCUUCCAGAAAAAGGAAAAAAGGGAGCAAAAAUUGAUGUUGCGUGAGUAGUUUUUAAGCACUCUAGCUUAGUAGCAGAAGUCAAAUGGCUGGAUUAUUACCAUGCAAAGUUUAUCACAUGACUUCAUGAGUUCCUAAUUUUGAACGAGCAUGUACGAUCCAAUUAUUCAUAUUUGUUAAACAUAUCUGAGAUAGUUUAUAAAGUUUUGACGCGAUGGAAUGAUAA